AUGCGAGCCUGGAGGCUCACCGGGGCCUCGAACUGGCGCUUCGGGCCUCGUCGUUCCCACAAGCAGGGUGGUGACGCCAAGCGCGGCUCCCACUCCGCACGCGCUGGCGCGUCAGCGUCCCUGCCCUUCGACCCCAAGUGGCUUCUGCUCCCCCCCGCCGCUGCCGCCCUGCUGGGCGGAGUGGCCUACGCCCACAACACCCAGUUCAGUCUGUCCCCCAGCGUCGCCACGGCCCUGCAGCAGUACUCGGGCCAACACACACCCGCCCACGACUGGGAGGAGGUCAUCGCCAGCGAGCCGGGCACCCUGCGGGUGCUGACCGCGGAGGCGCUGCUGGCCCAGGACCACCCCUUCCUGGAGGAUGACCACAUGUUCUCGGCCUUCGUCAGCAAGGGCAUCGUGGAGGACCUGACGGGUUACUACAACCCCGAGCAGCGGCGCUGGCACAGCGUGGUCGCUCUGGGGCGCGAAGUUUGUGGCUUCCCCCGCGUCGUGCACGGCGGGCUGACCGCCGCCAUGUUUGACGAGUCCUUUGGCGGCCUCCUCUUCAGCCUCAAGCAGGCCAAGGCCCUGGACUUCUGGGGCCCCGCAUACACAGUGGCGCUGGAGGUCCAGUACAAGGCCAAGAUCCCGGCCGGGCAGCGCCUGCUGUGCACCGCAGAGGUGGAGAGCGCGGAGGGCAGGAAGGUGUGGAUGAAGGCCACGAUGACAGACGGGCCGGGGGGCAAGGUGUUUGCCACCUCCCGCGCCCUGUUUGUGGCGCCCAAGCUGCAGAAAGUGGUCCCCAUGGUCACCUCCUACCUCUGGCACCGCGUGUUUGGGAGCAAGAAGGCGGCCCCUGCCAACCUGGAGUAG
Molecule: messenger RNA, 855 nt
Organism: Auxenochlorella protothecoides
Lineage: Eukaryota; Viridiplantae; Chlorophyta; Trebouxiophyceae; Chlorellales; Chlorellaceae
Product: Acyl-coenzyme A thioesterase THEM4
Exons: 2
Coding region: 1-855 (284 amino acids)
Source: RefSeq, a predicted model, not a curated record